Coregonus clupeaformis (lake whitefish) is the source of this 1296-nucleotide messenger RNA. Its product is annotated as deleted in malignant brain tumors 1 protein-like. The transcript has 6 exons. Lineage: Eukaryota; Metazoa; Chordata; Actinopteri; Salmoniformes; Salmonidae. The record is from RefSeq and is a predicted model, not a curated record. Gene Ontology annotation, cellular component: membrane. Bases 1 to 1020 code for a protein of 339 amino acids.
AUGUUCAACCAACUCUUUUCUCCAGAGUCUGUGCAGCUUGUGGAUGGAGCUGGCCUCUGCUCUGGGAGACUGGAGGUGAAGUCCAAUCAGUCCUGGGCCUCAGUGUGGAAGCUGACUUUGACCAGCAGGAUGCAGAGACAGAAAAACAAUACCUGCCUACCUGGUAAUGCUGUUGGACUCACCUGCUCAGAGCCUGAUGAUGUGAGGCUGGUGGGAGGAGGCAGUCGCUGUGCUGGUGGACUGGAGCGGUACGACCAGGGAGAGUGGAGGACUGUGGGAGCUGAAGGCAGGAACAAGGAGGCUGUAGCUGCAGUAGUGUGUAGACAGCUGUGUUGUGGCUCCACUGUUUCAGUACUACCUGGAAACACCACUAGAGGGUUUGGAGUUUACUGUUCUGGGUCUGAGCCUUCACUGAGGGACUGUGGGAGAUUGUAUCGUCUCCUUCCUGGACUCACAGUGAUCUGCUCAGAUCUCCUGGUCCAGCCUGAUAUCUUCCUGACUGACUCAAUGGGAGGGGUCUCCAGGGGCCACCAGGGGCCCGAAGUGUUUAGGGGCUACAACUUCACCAUCACCUGCUCCACUCAGCCAGAGUACCCAGGAGGCUCCUUCCUCCUCACGUUCACCGGCUCCAACAGAACCCAGACCCAGCCAGCUGUCAAUCACUCUGCUGCCUUCCUCUUCCCUGCUGCAGAUGACUCCCACCAAGGGAACUACAGCUGUGUUUAUGACAAUUAUGUUUUCUCUCAUAACUUCUCCUCUGAGAGUGAGCUCCUCAACCUCACCGUCACAGCCUCUCCUCUGCCAGCCUUCAUCAUCAGACACGUUGUAGUGCUGCUGAUCCUACUGACAGCCAUCACCACCAUCUACCUGUACUACAAGACCACCAGGAGGCAGAAGAGAGUGAACAGGGUGAGCAGCAUGGAUCUUUAUGUUGAUGCCAAUGCCAUGGAGAUGGUCUCUCUGAGCUCCAGAGCUGAAGCUGGACCGGGAGAGGAGAGAGCAGCCCAGGGGACUGAGUAGGAGUAGAAUGAUGCUGACCCUACAUGCUGAUCUUAGGUCAGUUUUGUGUUUUAAAUCUAUGGUCAGCAGUGGACUGGUGUUUAAAAUGUGGUGACAAACCUUAAGUGGUUCUAAUUUUAAUAACAUGUUCAGAAUUAGUUUAUCUUUCUAGAACCUUGGAAGAAAUCUAAAAGGAGUGACUGCAACCACCAUUAUUCCUUUUAGUUAGUUUUUUGCUACCAUGGUAACAUGGGGUUUGGGUAACAUGGGGUUUGGGUAACAUGGCGUUUUGGUAAC